AGCAUGGCGUCAGCUGCCUCGGAAUCAGGCACCCCGCGUCAGGUGCGCGUGUGGAUGGACGGCUGCUUCGACAUGGUGCAUUUCGGCCACGCGAACGCCCUUCGACAGGCUAAGAAGAUGGGGGACGUGCUAGUGGUGGGAGUUCACUCGGACGACGCAAUUUCCAAAUACAAAGGACCGCCUGUCUGGACGGAGCAGGAAAGAUAUAAGAUGAUCCGUGCUAUCCAGUGGGUUGACGAAGUGGUAGAAGACGCGUCGUACUUCCCGACUCCAGAACACCUUGACAAGUACGGGUGUGACUUCUGCGUCCACGGUGACGACAUCAGCACUACUGUAGAUGGGGAGGACUGUUACAGUGCCCUUAAAAAUGGCGGCCGCUACCGCACCUGCUCUCGUACCCAGGGUAUAUCAACGACGGACCUGGUAGGACGCAUGCUGCUGAUGACACGUGACCAUCACCGAGAUAACAGUGCCAUUGACAACCAAGAGGUUUCAGAACUGAGUGGAGAUGAGAGAUGUCCGUGGACCGGCGUGUCACAGUUUAUCGCCAGCACCCAGAAAAUCCUGGAAUUCUCCAAUGGAAUUGAACGUAAACCGAAUGACAAGGCCGUAUACAUACCGGGUUCCUUUGACCUGUUCCACUGCGGCCAUCUUGAUUUUCUGGAGAGGGCCCGUCAGGAGGGGGACUACAUCAUCAUCGGUCUCCAUGGCGACGCCGUUGUCAAUUGGUAUAAGGGCUGCAACCAUCCCAUCAUGAAUAUUCAUGAGCGAGUCUUGACAUUGCUGGCCUGCAAAUACGUGUCAGAAGUGGUGAUCGACGCACCGUACAAGGUGACAGAAGAGCUGAUGGAUCAGCUGUCUAUAGACCUGGUGUGUCACGGGAAGCCGGGCAGUCCUGUGCCGCCCUGUCAGGACGGGGGAGACCCAUUCGCCGUCCCCAAGGCCAUGGGCAAGUUCAAGAUGUUAGACAGCGGAAACGAACUGACCACCACGGUCCUUAUCGACCGGGUCAUCCGGAACUGGAUCAAGUACCAAAAUCGGAACCGGAGGAAGGAAUCCCGGGAGCUGGAGAUGUAUAGGGGCUACGAAGCUGGAGAUGUAUAA
Molecule: messenger RNA, 1104 nt
Organism: Branchiostoma belcheri (Belcher's lancelet)
Lineage: Eukaryota; Metazoa; Chordata; Leptocardii; Amphioxiformes; Branchiostomatidae
Product: ethanolamine-phosphate cytidylyltransferase-like
Exons: 8
Coding region: 4-1104 (366 amino acids)
Biological process (GO): phosphatidylethanolamine biosynthetic process
Cellular component (GO): cytoplasm
Molecular function (GO): ethanolamine-phosphate cytidylyltransferase activity
Source: RefSeq, a predicted model, not a curated record